Molecule: messenger RNA, 3345 nt
Organism: Colius striatus (speckled mousebird)
Lineage: Eukaryota; Metazoa; Chordata; Aves; Coliiformes; Coliidae
Gene: KAT2A
Product: lysine acetyltransferase 2A
Exons: 18
Coding region: 1-2400 (799 amino acids)
Biological process (GO): positive regulation of transcription by RNA polymerase II; chromatin remodeling
Cellular component (GO): nucleus; histone acetyltransferase complex
Molecular function (GO): protein binding; histone H3 acetyltransferase activity
Source: RefSeq, a predicted model, not a curated record
AUGGCGGAGCCGGAGGCCUCGCAACCUGGACGGCCACCACCGGGCCAGGGAACGGCAACCGGGAACGUUGGAAGUGGAAGCGGAACGGUAACGGGAGGAACGGGAUCGAGCGAUCCGGCGAGGCCAGGGUUAAGCCAACAGCAGCGGGCGAGUCAGCGCAAAGCUCAAGUGAGGGGGUUCCCCCGUGGGAAGAAGCUGGAGAAGCUGGGGGUCUUCUCGGCCUGCAAGGCCAAUGAUGCCUGCAAAUGCAAUGGCUGGAAGAACCCCAAUCCCCCCACUGCCCCCCGCAUGGACCUGCAGCAGCCAGUGACCAACCUGAGUGAGCCCUGCAGGAGCUGCAGCCAUGCACUGGCAGACCAUGUGUCCCACCUGGAGAACGUCUCAGAGGAGGAGAUCAACAGGCUGCUGGGCAUGGUGGUGGAUGUGGAGAACCUCUUCAUGUCAGUGCACAAGGAGGAGGACACAGACACCAAGCAGGUGUAUUUCUACCUGUUCAAGCUCCUGCGGAAGUGCAUCCUGCAGAUGAGCCAGCCUGUGGUUGAAGGGUCCCUGGGCAGCCCCCCCUUUGAGAAACCAAACAUUGAGCAGGGAGUCCUGAACUUUGUCCAGUACAAGUUCAGCCACUUGCCACCCAAGGAGAGACAGACCAUGUAUGAGCUCUCCAAGAUGUUCCUGCUCUGCCUCAACUACUGGAAGCUGGAGACACCGUCCCAGUUCCGUCAGCGCUCCCAGAACGACGACGUGGCCACGUACAAGGUCAACUACACGAGGUGGUUGUGCUACUGCCACGUGCCUCAGAGCUGCGACAGCCUUCCUCGCUACGAGACCACCCACGUCUUCGGGCGCAGCCUCCUCAAGUCCAUCUUCACCGUCACCCGCCGGCAGCUGCUGGAGAAGUUCCGGGUGGAGAAGGACAAGCUGGUGCCAGAGAAGAGGACGUUGAUCCUCACCCACUUCCCCAAGUUCCUGUCCAUGCUGGAGGAGGAGAUCUAUGGUGAGAACUCACCCAUCUGGGAGGCUGACUUCACCGUGCCGGCUGCAGAGGGUGCCCAGCUGGUGUCUCGCCCAGCCACUGCCAGCACUGUCACCGUGCCCACCACUCCACUCUUCAGCAAGAAGCUCAGCAACAGCAGCUCUGCCACGAGCAUGGAUACCAGCACCCCCGAGCCCCUGCCAGGGGAGAAGCGGAAGCUGCCUGAGAGCCUGACGCUCGAAGACGCCAAACGCAUCCGUGUGAUGGGAGACAUCCCCAUGGAGCUGGUCAACGAGGUCAUGCUGACCAUCACCGACCCUGCCGCCAUGCUGGGCCCCGAGACCAGCCUGCUGUCGGCCAACGCGGCGCGGGACGAGACGGCGCGGCUGGAGGAGCGGCGCGGCAUCAUCGAGUUCCACGUCAUCGGCAACUCGCUCUCGCAGAAGUCCAACAAGAAGAUCCUGAUGUGGCUCGUGGGCCUGCAGAAUGUCUUCUCCCACCAGCUGCCUCGCAUGCCCAAGGAGUACAUCACCCGCCUCGUCUUUGACCCGAAGCACAAGACCCUGGCGCUGAUCAAGGACGGCCGAGUGAUCGGGGGGAUCUGCUUCCGCAUGUUCCCCACUCAGGGCUUCACCGAGAUCGUCUUCUGCGCCGUCACAUCCAACGAGCAAGUGAAGGGCUAUGGGACACACCUGAUGAACCACCUGAAGGAAUACCACAUCAAGCACAACAUCCUCUACUUCCUCACCUACGCUGACGAGUACGCCAUCGGCUACUUCAAGAAGCAGGGCUUUUCCAAGGACAUCAAGGUGCCCAAGAGCCGCUACCUGGGCUACAUCAAGGACUACGAGGGGGCGACGCUGAUGGAGUGUGAGCUGAACCCCCGCAUCCCCUACACUGAGCUCUCCCACAUCAUCAAGAAGCAGAAGGAGAUCAUCAAGAAGCUGAUUGAGAGGAAGCAGGCACAGAUCCGCAAGGUCUACCCAGGCCUGACCUGCUUCAAGGAGGGCGUGCGGCAGAUCCCCAUCGAGAGCGUCCCCGGCAUCCGAGAAACAGGAUGGAAACCAGUGGGGAAGGAGAAGGGAAAAGAACUGAAGGAUCCAGACCAACUCUACAACACCCUGAAGAACCUCCUGGCCCAGAUCAAGACCCACCCCAGUGCAUGGCCCUUCAUGGAGCCUGUCAAGAAGUCAGAGGCACCGGACUAUUAUGAAAUCAUCCGCUUCCCCAUCGACCUGAAGACCAUGACCGAGCGCCUGAAGAACCGCUACUACGUCACCAAGAAGCUGUUCAUCGCUGACCUGCAGCGCAUCAUCACCAACUGCCGCGAGUACAACCCCCCCGACAGCGACUACUGCAAGUGUGCCAACACCCUGGAGAAGUUCUUCUACUUCAAGCUCAAGGAAGGGGGGCUGAUCGACAAGUAGGGGAGGUGGCCUCGGGUCCACCUUGGCUACUGGCACCCCCUUGGCCCCUGGACACCACCCCCCUGGGAGGAACAGGGCUGCAGUGGGACACAGCCCUGGUCCAUAGGCAGGGGCUGCUGGGGCCUUUGUUGCUGCUGAGCAGCUUGGGGAUCUGGGCCUUCUCUCUGAGGGGGCAGGGGGUGCCUGGUGCUUUUAUCUUGGAGCUACUGGCCGCUUCUCUGGAGGUGGGGAGGUGUUAGCAGUGGGCCUGGAGUUCCCUCAUCUAGGGCAGCACUGAGUUCCUGCCUCCUGAGUUCCUGCCAGGAGUCCCUUGGCACCAGCAGCACCCCCCCUGGCACCAGCACCUCCCUUCUCCCCAGGGUCGUGCCUUUGGCCCCACCUCUCAGUGACAGGGCAGGGGCACACAAGUGCAUUGCUUUUCUGUUUCCGUCCAUGCACAGGCACUCCCUUCCCUGCCCUUCUUGUUGAAUGUAGGGUAGGGCUCAGCCCUGCCCACCCUGGGCUGCAGGCAGCGAUGCUGCUUGUAGUCCAGGGUCCUGCUGUGAAGGGGUACUCUGCCCCUGCACCCCCCCCUCCCAGCUCUUCUCUCACCUAGCUGCAGUCUGUACAGUCCUUCCUGCCUCUGCAGCCUCCCCUGUGUGCUUGCAGGGUUGGAGCUGCUUAGUCAGGGAGGAUCCCUGGUGCUCCUCUCUCCUCUGCUCCCCACAGCUUCUACCUGUGGGGCCAGCUCCUGUUCGCCUCCCCCCUUUGCUUCCCCCUCCUUGGGCACUGAGCUGGUGAGUGCUCAUCCCUCACCCUCGCUUGGUUCCCUCUGCCUUGCUCCCUGUGCUGCUCUCACCGUGGGUGCUUGUGGAUGCUCACUGACCUCACCGAGGUGGGACCAGCCCUCCCCUGCCAUUUCCCCUUCCCCCCCGGCCCCUCUCCCAUUCCACUUGAGCCUUUUGU